AUGGAAAUGGACAAAGCCAUUUCCAAAUCAUUUACUAGCCUUCAAAUUAAUACCAAAUCCAACAUUACCAAAGACUCAAACCAAAUCAACAAAAAAAAAUCAAGCUCUUCUUCAAAUAACAAAUGGUUGGGUUUCAUUUCAUGCAUUCCAUGUUUUACUAGUAAUAGAGACUUGAAGAAAAAUAUUUGUGAGGGCAAGGAGGGAAAUUCAUCCUCUACAAAACAUGAAUAUCAAAGUUUAGAAGACAUUAUUUUCCAUGAUGCUAAAGAAAAUAUUCCAAUAUCUAAGGAGACUUUUGAAGGCGAAUCUUCUUCAUCUCAAUUGAAACAAUCCUAUUGUGCUAUUUGCAUGGAAGCUAAACAUGUUCAAGAAAUGUUCGAAAACCGAAAGUGUACACAUUCUUUUUGUAAAGAUUGUGUUGCAAGUUAUCUAGUUGCAAAAAUUCAAGAGAAUAUAGCAAAGAUAAAAUGUCCUCAACCAAAAUGUAAGGUUAUUUUGGAGCCUCAAAAUUGUAUUUCAAUUAUACCAAAGGAUAUGUUUGAAAGAUGGGAAAAUGCAACUAUUGAGAAUUUGGUGUUAGGAUCACAAAAGUUUUAUUGUCCUUUUAAGGAUUGUUCAGCUAUGUUGGUGAAUGAUGGAAAGAAAGUUGUGACGGCUUCGGAAUGUCCGAUUUGUCAUAGAUUGUUUUGUGCACAAUGUAAGGUUUCAUGGCACGCCGGAGUUAAUUGUAAAGAGUUUCGAAGCUUGGAAGUUGGCGAGCGAGGGGCGGAAGAUCUAAUGGUAAUGGAACUUGCUAAGAACAACAAUUGGAAAAGAUGUCCAAACUGCAGCUUUUAUGUGGAAAGAAAUAAAGGAUGUAAUCGCAUUCUAUGCAGGUGUGGUAAUUAUUUUUGCUAUGGCUGUGGAUCCGAUUGGAAUUAUCAAACUGGAAACUCUCCUGCGGAAUUUCCUACCAAAAAUGAGAAUAAAUCGGCAGUAAAUGUUCCUGCGAAAUUUCUGCAGAUACUGUGUAAAACAAAGCCAGAAAAAGCAAUCAGCAAGAGACAAAUACCUAACUGUUGUAAAGAAGCAGCAAGAGACUGUUGUAAAAUAAAGCCAGAAAAAGCAAUCAGCAAUUAG
Messenger RNA from Trifolium pratense (red clover), 1119 nucleotides. RefSeq names its product E3 ubiquitin-protein ligase RSL1-like. Gene Ontology annotation, cellular component: ubiquitin ligase complex; cytoplasm. Lineage: Eukaryota; Viridiplantae; Streptophyta; Magnoliopsida; Fabales; Fabaceae. The coding region runs from base 1 to 1119 and encodes 372 amino acids. The record is from RefSeq and is a predicted model, not a curated record. The transcript is spliced from 4 exons. Gene Ontology annotation, molecular function: zinc ion binding; ubiquitin protein ligase activity; ubiquitin conjugating enzyme binding. Gene Ontology annotation, biological process: positive regulation of proteasomal ubiquitin-dependent protein catabolic process; protein polyubiquitination; ubiquitin-dependent protein catabolic process.